Molecule: messenger RNA, 1604 nt
Organism: Didymodactylos carnosus
Lineage: Eukaryota; Metazoa; Rotifera; Eurotatoria; Philodinida; Philodinidae
Source: the annotation of a GenBank genome assembly
AUGGAUUUUACACUAUCUUCGACAAUAACAUCGUCCGAUUGUAAUCAAUCGUUAGAUAUAAUAUCUAUGGAAACAUCAUCUUCUACAAAAAAAUCAACACCAGACUAUGAACAAAAUAGUACAAAUUUUUUACAAAUAUUUGAAGAAUUUACUGAAAAUGAACAAAUAAAUAUUAUUGAAGAUUUUUUAAAACGAAUGCAUCAUCAUCAAUUAAGUAAAAUAAAUUCAUUUUUAGUUCCAAUGUUACAACGUGAUUUUAUUGGACAAUUAUCAACUAGAGGACUUGAAGCUAUUGCAGAAAAAAUUCUUGGCUAUUUAGAUGAUAAAUCUUUAUCAUCUACUGAACUUGUUUGUCGAGAAUGGUAUCAUGUUGUUUCACAAGGUAUGUUAUGGAAGAAAUUAGUGGAACGAAAAGUAAUGUGUGAUACAUUAUGGCAUUGUUUAUCAGAAAGACGGGGUUGGUCACGUUAUCUAUUUCGUCAAAUGUUACAAAAUGGUGAAUUACAAAAAAAACAUGAAUUUUAUCGUCGAUUAUAUCCACAAAUAUGUAAAGAUAUUGAACGAAUUGAAACAAAUUGGCGAACGGGAAAUUUUACAUUACAAAAAAUUCAAUGUCGAUCACAAAAUAGUAAAGGGGUCUAUUGUUUACAAUAUGAUGAUGAAAAAAUUAUUAGUGGAUUAAGAGAUAACACAAUUAAAAUAUGGGAUAGAAAAACAUUAGAAUGUACAAAAGUUUUAACAGGACAUAGCGGUAGUGUUUUGUGUUUACAAUAUGAUGAAAAAAUGAUUGUCACUGGUUCAAGUGAUUCAACAAUUCGUAUAUGGAGUGUAAAAAGUGGUGAAUUAUUAAAUACUUUAUUACAUCACUGUGAAGCCGUAUUACAUUUACGAUUUACGGAUGGAACAAUGGUUACAUGUUCAAAAGAUCGUUCAAUAGCUGUGUGGGAAAUGAAUUCACCAACGGAUGUUACAAUACGUCGAGUACUUGUUGGACAUCGAGCAGCUGUUAAUGUUGUCGAUUUCGAUGACAAAUAUAUAGUGAGUGCAAGUGGUGAUCGAACAAUCAAAGUAUGGUUUACAACAACGUGUGAAUUUGCUCGAACGCUAUUAGGACAUAAGAGAGGCAUUGCAUGUUUGCAAUAUCGUGAUAAAAUUGUUGUUAGUGGUAGUUCCGAUAAUACAAUUCGUAUAUGGGAUAUUGAUUGUGGUCAAUGUUUGCGGGUAUUAGAAGGUCACGAUGAAUUAGUGAGAUGUAUUCGAUUUGAUUCGAAACGUAUUGUAAGUGGGGCAUAUGAUGGCAAAAUUAAAGUAUGGGAUUUAGAACAAGCACUCGAUCCACGUUCACCAGCAAACUCAUUGUGUAUUCGAACAUUAACGGAACAUACCGGUCGUGUAUUUCGUUUACAAUUUGACGAAUUUCAAAUAGUUAGUAGUUCACAUGAUGAUACAAUUUUACAGUUUAAUUUUCUUAAUUUAACAAGUGCAGAUAAAGUAACAACAACAACAACAACAUCUACGCCAAAUAGAUCUCACCAAAUUCAUCAUCAACAACAAUCACCACAGCAUCAACAAUUAGUUCCACCUCCACAACCAUUACUUUCUGU